This is a messenger RNA of Amblyraja radiata (thorny skate), 1744 nucleotides long. RefSeq names its product acidic mammalian chitinase-like. The transcript has 12 exons. The coding region runs from base 213 to 1631 and encodes 472 amino acids. Gene Ontology annotation, cellular component: extracellular region. Gene Ontology annotation, molecular function: chitinase activity; chitin binding. NCBI's taxonomy places the organism in Eukaryota, Metazoa, Chordata, Chondrichthyes, Rajiformes, Rajidae. Gene Ontology annotation, biological process: chitin catabolic process; carbohydrate metabolic process. The record is from RefSeq and is a predicted model, not a curated record.
UGAAUGACAUUGAACAGGGGACGAGGUAUUAUUGAAGAGAAAAUAUUGAAGUCAAGAUAAGAACUAUUAUUUUCCCUUUGUAAAUAGCAGGAGGAUCAUCGUGACUGCCCUUUCUUUCCGAUAAAGGGAACGACAAACAGAUUGGAUUAUUGUUCGUGAUAAGCUCAUUGUAUAAAAGAGGCAGCUCAGGUCUAGUCAGCAACAGUAACAAGAUGGCAAAGCUACUUCUUGGAACAGCGGUGGUCUUACUGGCCUGCCUGCAACUGGGCUCUGCCUACAGGCUGGUGUGUUACUUCACCAACUGGGCGCAGUACAGACCAGGAGAGGGUAAAUACAUGGUCCAGAGCGUGGACCCUUGCCUCUGCACGCACAUUAUCUACGCCUUCGCUGGAAUGAAGAGCAAUCAGAUCGCCACCUACGAAUGGAACGACCCAAAACUCUACCAGGAGGUCAACAGCCUGAAGAACAAGAAUUCAAACCUCAAGACUCUGCUGUCUGUUGGAGGCUGGAACUUUGGCACCCAGAAAUUCACCGCGAUGGUCGCCUCAUCAGGAACUCGGCAAAUCUUCAUCAAGUCAGUCAUCGCCUUCCUGAGAGGAUACGGCUUUGACGGUCUGGACAUCGACUGGGAAUAUCCUGGAUCUCGAGGAAGUCCUCCCGUUGACAAGCAUCUCUACACUAUCCUGGCUCAGGAGCUGAUGGCUGCCUUCGAGGCCGAAGGGAAAAGCACAGGAAAGCCACGACUGCUGCUCUCGGCUUCCGUUGCUGGUGGGAAGAACAACAUCGAUACUGGCUACGAGGUUCCUCAGCUCAGCAAAGUAAUUGACUUCUUCAACGUGAUGACCUACGAUUUCUAUGGUCCCUGGAGCCACGUUACUGGAGAGAACAGCCCCCUCUAUCCCCUGCCUAAUAACCAGGAUUCCACCAACCUCUACUUCAAUGUGGAAUACGCCAUGAACUACUGGAAGGGCAAGGGGGCUCCAUUGGAGAAGUUGAAUGUGGGCUUCCCCACCUACGGACACACAUUCAGACUGACCUCGUCCAGCACGGCCGUGGGUGCCCCAGCAGGAGGCGCUGGUCCAGCCGGCAAAUACACCCGCACAGCCGGCUUCCUGGCCUACUAUGAGAUCUGCGGGUUCCUGAACGGUGCCACCAGCGAAUGGAACGCCCCACAAGACACCCCGUACGCCUUCAAGAAUGGAAUAUGGGUCGGCUAUGACAACGUCAAGAGCUUCGGAGUCAAGGUUGAGUGGCUGAAGAAGAACAACUUUGGAGGAGCUAUGGUCUGGGAUCUGGCUCUGGAUGACUUCUCUGGUGCCUUCUGUCACCAGGGACCCUACCCCCUCAUCAACAGUCUGCACUCUGGCCUUGGCAUCUCUGGAGCUUGCGUCCCAUCCAAGACCACAUUGAAGCCGGCGGUCCCACCUACUGAUGCUCCUAGUGGUGGUGGAGGCGGUGGCAGCAGCGGUGGUGGAGGCAGUGGCUUCUGUAAGGGCAAAGCGAACGGUACCUUCUCCGAUCCCAAGGACAAGAACAAGUUCUACCAGUGCGCCAAUGGUCGGACCUACCUGAAGAGCUGUGCCACUGGAUUAGUCUUCGAUUCAUCCUGUAAAUGUUGCAACUGGCCUUAAUGGCAGAAGAUUGCGCUGGACAAACAACUGGGAACUUCCACCACCGAUCGAUUGUCCAUCACAAAGAUAAUUGUUGCUGUUAAAACAAUAAAAUAAAGUCAUAAUUUCAAUCA